CACAUUUAGUAUGAAAGUUUAGGCUUUUGACGAAGCACUAACUUUCGUUAUGAAAACUUGUGAAAGUGUUUGUAAAACGUUACGUGUAUUAAAAUAUGACAAUUAACAAAUAUCAUAUCAAAGAUGUAUUUCUAUUAUAAAUUUGGUAGUACUAUGAAGUGUUUAAUAUUUUUACUUUUCCUAUACAUUGGCGAUAUUCUUUCGGCAACAUUAAAUGACUUAAAUUUACCUCCAGAACACAUUCCGUACCUUUUUAACCAAUUUCCUGACUUGGCCAAUGCUUGUAAGGAAAGUAUAAAUUGUCCAUAUAAAUCUUUGACUAACAGUAAAGUUUGUUGGGGUUAUGAAAACAACUGUUCUCCAAAUAGCUCAUAUCAUGUAAGACCCAAAUGUCCCGGUGAUCAUCGAGGUUGGGUCAAAACUAAACAAGCUCAAAUUGAUACAUUUUAUACUCAGGCAGACUUUGGUUAUGUCAAGGAACAAAUUCAGGAUUUAAUGGUUAUGUGUGAAGCAACAUACCCUUAUGAUAGUUCCUUAGAAUGCUCAAAGUACUUAAGAUUCUGCAGAGGUCGUAACCUCCUUCUAAAUUUCACCAGUUUAGUUGGUAGAGGUGAUAAUCUCAGAUAUAAGAUGGAUAUUCUUGGUCCAGGAGAAAUAGGUGGUUAUUGUAAAUUUCAUUCUAUGAGACUGAAAAACGAAGCAGAACAUAUGAGUGCCUUGCAGUCUUGGGCUCCAGAGUUUGUCAAUUUUGUUAAGACUCCAGGAAGGCCCAUACCUGAUGGAAUGUGCGAUAUAACUAUUGACAAGCCAACAUAUAUAAUGAAAUUAGAUGCCACUGUCAAUAUGUACCACCACUUCUGUGACUUCUUCAACUUGUACGCGUCACUCCAUGUGAACUCCACACAUCCUUCGACAUUCAGCAGGGACAACCACAUACUUGUUUGGGAGACGUUUACCUACGACUCCGCAUUCAAAGAUGCUUUCAAAGCAUUCACAUCAAACCCAAUAUGGGACUUGAAAGAGUUUAGAGGGAAAACUGUUUGUUUCAAGAAUGCCGUGUUCCCUCUCCUGCCACGGAUGAUUUUUGGAUUGUAUUAUAAUACGCCGUUGAUUUACGGUUGUGAAACAAGCGGUUUGUUCCAUUCAUUCUCAAAGCACAUACUCCAUUCUUUAAACGUGAAGCUUCAUUUGCGAACUGACGAUAGAGUCCGCGUCACAUUACUGUCGAGAGGAACAACAUAUCGCACUAUACUGAACGAACAGGAAAUAGUUGAAGCUUUGCUUAAAGUGAAAGGUUAUUACGUGCAGAGGGUAGUUUACGAUAGAACUGUGCCAUUCACUAAGCAGUUGGAUAUAACUCAUAAUACUGAUGUGUUCAUCGGCAUGCACGGGGCAGGUCUGACGCACCUCUUGUUUCUACCGGAUUGGGCAGCUCUGUUUGAAGUAUAUAAUUGUGAAGAUCCUAAUUGCUAUGCCGAUUUAGCUAGACUCAGGGGGUUAAAGUACGUCACUUGGGAGGACAAAUCUAAGCUCGUACAACAGGAGCAGAGCCGUUCACCAGGUGGAGUGACACACGCGAAAUUCACGAAUUACUCGUUCGAUGUUAAAGAAUUCCUAAGACUUGUGGAGAAAUGUGCUUCAUAUGUCAGGAAGCGACAGGACUUUAAGAAUUUCAUCGCCGCAUCUAAAAUGAGAACUCGCGAAGAACUAUAAUAUAUAUAUUUUAAUUAUAUAUAAACAUAUAUAUAUAUACUUAUACAUAAACUGAACACAUUCCUUGAAUAUGUGAUAUUAAAGGUGGUAAGUAUAAUGCUUAAUUAAUUUUAUAUCUGUAAUUUUUGAAUAGAAAAUAAGUGCCUAAUACAUGUUUGAAAUGCUCUAUAUUUUGUAAAGAAUACGCUUUUUAUGAUUAAUAUUCUUUAAUUGAUAAUUUUCUUAAAGGAAUCGUCUUAAUUUUGCUAAGGAAUUGUUUUUAAAAAGUACAUAAUAUAAUAUUAGUAUAAAAUAGUGUAGACAUUCGCUCGAAUCUCGUUUAAUAAUAUUAAACGCUUCUAACUAUACAAUAUUAGUAUUAUUAAUAAGGAUAUUUUUUUAUAUGUUACAUAAUUGAACCAGUUAUUGGCUUCUUUGACGAAUUUAAUACUUUGUAAU
Messenger RNA from Danaus plexippus (monarch butterfly), 2151 nucleotides. RefSeq names its product EGF domain-specific O-linked N-acetylglucosamine transferase (gene Eogt). The coding region runs from base 124 to 1713 and encodes 529 amino acids. Lineage: Eukaryota; Metazoa; Arthropoda; Insecta; Lepidoptera; Nymphalidae. The record is from RefSeq and is a predicted model, not a curated record. Gene Ontology annotation, cellular component: endoplasmic reticulum lumen. Gene Ontology annotation, molecular function: protein N-acetylglucosaminyltransferase activity. The transcript is spliced from 8 exons.